Molecule: messenger RNA, 744 nt
Organism: Didymosphaeria variabile
Lineage: Eukaryota; Fungi; Ascomycota; Dothideomycetes; Pleosporales; Didymosphaeriaceae
Exons: 1
Coding region: 1-744 (247 amino acids)
Source: RefSeq, a predicted model, not a curated record
AUGGGCUUCUUCCUCACACUUCUUCGCUCGCAGCUCUUUACCAAACUCCCAUACCCAACAUGGAGCUUUGAGGGGCAGACAGUUGUCAUUACAGGGUCCAACACAGGACUUGGCCUAGAAGCUGCACGCCACAUUGUGCGGCUAGGUGCUGCGAAGGUCAUCCUUGCCGUUCGAACUAUCUCCAAAGGCGAAAAGGCAGCCGAAAACAUCAUCGAGAGCACUCACGUCACGAAGAGUGUACUUGAAGUCUGGCCUCUUGAUCUCUCUGACUACGAGUCUAUCAAAGCAUUCGGAGCACGCCUUCAAACCCUAGAUCGCCUCGACGCCUUGAUCCAGAAUGCAGGCGUGCUCACAAAUCAUUUUAAGAAGGAAAAGGAAUCCGGGGUGGAAUCGCACAUCGCCAUCAAUUCCGUGUCUGCCGUCUUAAUUGGCCUGCUUGCUUUGCCAAAGCUCAAGGAAACUGCACGCAAGACUGGCACUCGAACGCGACUUACUUUUGUCGGAUCAGACCUUCACUUCAUCGCAGCAUGUAAGGAGGCGGAGCAUGAUGGAUCGUUGUUCGAUGUGCUUAGCGAUGAGAAGAUUGCCGAUAUGAGUGACAGGCAAGUGCAGGAUUCUACCCUCUUCUCGCAUCAUCUUCUGACUCCUGUGCAGGUAUCGAGUGUCAAAAUUAUUGCUACACUACUCCGUCCAAGAGCUUGCUGCUCGCAGUCCGUUAGGCUCGGGCUCCGACGUCAUUAUUGA